AUGAGGUUUCUGGAGUCUUUCCUUCGUAUUAAUUGCUUAAAAAUGGGGCUCAGUAGUUCUCAGUUAGAGAAAGAGAUUGCCGGUGACCAACUUCUCAGUGGAGAGCGAUAUUUUGGGCUGGUGAACUUCGGAAAUACAUGCUACUGCAAUUCAGUAAUACAGGCUUUGUUCUUCUGUAAGCCAUUUCGAGACAAGGUUUUACAAUACAAUGAUCGAGCAAAAAACCCCAAAAAGGAAACACUACUGACAUGUCUUUCGGAUCUUUUCUAUUCAGUCGUAUCUCAGCAAAGAAGGGUGGGCCAGAUGCGUCCAAAGAAAUUCAUACAAAAGUUGAAGCGGGAGAAUGGAUUAUUUGAUAACUAUCUACAACAGGAUGCUCAUGAAUUUCUUAACUAUCUUCUCAACAAAAUAGCUGAUAUAAUAAGAGCCGAACAACAACCAACCGGAGUAGAUGCUGAAGAUCCUAGUGAUUGUGAAAUGACUGAUGUUUCCGAGAGUAAUAGAAAGCAUAGUGGCCGUAACUGGAUUCAUGAGAUCUUUCAGGGAAGUUUAACCAAUGAAACUAGGUGCCUUAACUGUGAUAAUGUUCGCACGAAAGAGGAAAAUUUCCUCGAUCUAUCAGUCGAUGUCGGAGAAAAUGUUGAUAUAUCUUAUUGUCUCCGUUGCUUUUCCGAUACUGAAACAAUGCGUUCAGACAAUAAGUAUUACUGUGAAUUUUGUCGUUGCAAGCAAGAAGCUCAGAGACGGAUGCGCAUUAAAAAGCCACCUUUACUUCUAGCCCUGCAUUUAAAACGAUUCAAGUAUUCGGAAAAUCUCAAUCGAUUUAUCAAGUUGUCCUACAGAGUGGCCUUCCCUAUGGAAUUAAGACUAUUCAAUAUGUCUAAUGACUCAUCUAAUGAUGAUCGUCUAUAUAAUCUUAUGGCUGUUGUUGUCCACUCAGGCUCUGGACCAAAUCGUGGACAUUAUGUAACACUUGUGAAGUCUCAUGGACUGUGGUUUUUGUUUGAUGACGAACUAGUUGAAAAAAUCCAUCGCACCAAUAUUGAAGACUUUUUUGGUUCGUCUACGGAAACCUCGAAAUCUUCUUAUACAGCCUACAUUCUUUUCUAUUUAGACGCUAAAGUUGCUUCAAACAAAAUGGUUACUCCAAAUCCAACAGACUUAUAUCGCUUUUGUGAUCUUGUCAUGGAGUCAGUCGUAGAGAUGAGUCCACCAUCAUAUGAUUUACCUUGGCUCCCUGGGUUCGAAGAAUGUAAAACAGACUAUGAACGCAUCAAGAAGUUUAUGUCAAUGCCAUUUCUUAGACAAUUUAAAAUCUCAAUCUCUGACCAAUCACCAGCUGCGAAAAAUGAUUCCAUCGCUAAACAAAAACGUGAACAUGGAAAUGAAGCAUGGCGUACUAAUAAUCUAUCUUUAGCUCUUCGUUACUACUCUGAAGCGAUUUUCUUUGCCUCCAGUCCUGAAGAGAAAGCUCUAGGCUAUGGUAAUCGGUCAUGUGUAUUAAGUCGUAUCGGUGUUCAUGAAGCAGUAUUACAAGAUAUUGAUCUGGCUAUUAAAUAUAAUUUCCCUAAAGAUCGUCGUCCACGUCUAUUUAUACGUCGUUCACAAAGUCUUAUUUCGUUGAAACGCUUUAAAGAGGCAUUAACUGAAUUCAAUAACUGUCUGGAAUAUAUGAAAUCUGAAAAUUUAACUAUUCCAAACAGUUUAAAUGAAAUGAUACAAAAGGGAAUAAAAGACUGUUCAACUAUGAAAGAAGAUGAAUUAUUGAUUGAUGAUUCAGUUAUACCAUACUUUGUACAUGAGGCGAAAUCGUUAAUAAUGAAGCAUGGAAACACUCAAAAGAUUAUUACAAAGAAUUGUAAUAAUUCUAAUAAUGGCAGUAAUAUUACGGACCAUAAUUUACAUCCAAGCAUUCUUCGCUCUCUUUAUAUACAAGAUCCACCAGCAGUGAGGUUAAAUUAUAAUGAUGAAUUUGGUUGGCAUAUUGUAGCGACAAAUAAUAUUCAGCCAGGUGAACUUCUCAUACUGGAUAAACCAUAUUCUUGUAGACUUCAUUACAGUAGAUUACUACUCAAUUGUUAUCGUUGCUCUAAACGAUGUAUCAAUCCUAUACCUUGCCGUAGUUGUACUCAGGUUGGCUUUUGUAGUGAAUUAUGUGAACAAGAAGCUUGGAAUCCAGUAUGGACUGAUAUUAACACAUCAUUGCCGUUAGAGUUGACAACUGAUUUAUCUCUACCGUGCCAUCGUUUUGAAUGUGGACUUGUUGAUCGACUGAUUAUAGAAGAUUAUGCUGGUUGGAAAAGAUUACGUAGUAAAUCGUUAAAUGACUUAACAGUACCAAUGAAGAAAUUGAAGUCAUUCAUUGAUAAAUUAUCUGAUGAUGAUGUAAUCGGUGGACCGAAUAUUUCGUGGCUUGCAUUCGCUCUUUUAACUAAAACGGCUCCAAACAUUUUGAAUAGAUUAAUCAAGAUUUCCUUAAAUAAAUUGACUUGUCAAAAUGAUGAAAAACCAAUAAGCAAAGAAGAAUUAUCAUCAUUUACUGGUAAUCGUGUUGUUCCGCAACAAAGUUGGGAUGAUUAUACAACUGUUGAUUGGCUUACAACAAAUUCAAUUAAACGUAAAACUAGUGAUUUAUGGCAACGGACUGUUGUAGCUGUUUAUCUAACUUUUUGUCUUGAAGCUGGUGGUUAUCCAAUUACCAAAGAUGUUGAUGAUAAUAGUCAAUCGAAUUGUACACUACUGCCAUUUAAUUGGGCAUCUACAUGUAUAUUACAUCAUCUUCAAUGUAUCUCAUCAAAUGGUCAUUCAUUAUCAUUGCCUGAAUAUAUUUUUACAGAAAAUACUACAACUGUUCAUAAUAAUAAUAUUAGUGAUAAACAACAAAAAAUACCUGGUAUCGAUUUAAACAAAUUGACAUCAAAUGAAAUAUCUACCUGUUUAUAUCCAGUUCUGUCAUUAAUCAAUCAUUCAUGUGAUCCAAAUAUUACUAAUGUAACAAUUGAUAAAUUUCAAUGUGCGAUUUAUUCGAUCCGACCUAUUGAACAAAAUGAAAUUAUUUAUGGAAAUUAUGGUUUACAUUAUGCAAUACAUUCUCUUAAUGAACGUCAAAGCUCAUUACAAUCUCAGUAUCAUUUUCGUUGUAUAUGUCUUGCAUGUAUAGAGGAUUGGUCACCUUUCAUUACUACUACUACUACUACUGAUAAUAGUAAUAUGACUAAUAGUAGUAAGGAUUUCCAAUUAAAAUGUCUUACGUGUUCUGGUCUAAUUAAUUUUGGUACAUUAUUGGAUAGUGAUAAAAAGUCAUCAUUAAGAAAAGUUCACUAUUGUCAAUGCAGUCAACCGAUUCAAUUAAAGUCAUUGAGUAAAUUUCAAAAACUUUUUUACAAUGAUUUAUACACUAAAUUUGAUACUAUACCACUAACAUUUCAAAAAACUUCACCGAAAAAAAUGACAAAUAAAUUUUUAAAUAAAUUUAUUGUUUAUACUAAACAAAUGUUAGAUACAGAACAUUUAUAUAAUAUACUUCAACGACCUUGUAAUGCUUUAGAUUGGUUACAAGAAAUGCUUAAACAAUUGCUUGAUCUUCAGCAUACUGGUUGGUCAUAUGAAAGUAAAAUAAUUCGAUCAGCAUUUUAAAGGAUGUUCUGAUGUUUAUUUUUUGUUGCGUAAUUGUGUACUUUUCCCUAUCGGAGGAACCGAACUCUAAUAUUGUCCUCUUAUUCGAUGGAUUACAAUGACAUGGGCGCAUCGUCCACCUUUUUAUCUUCCUCUAAAUAGAAUGAUCCCAUUUAACUAUAAAUUUCACAAAUGGACAUCGAGUGAAACUUUUGAACAAUAAAUAGUAUUAUGCCCAACAACACCACCUUGCUUUUCAAUAAUUCUCGUUAGUUUAAGUCUGUGAUGGAAAUUUUCUUUAAAACGAAUGAAUUUUAAAUCAUCCAUCCAGAAACUGAACACUAGUCAAUACUUAUUUACUCCAUGAUCAUUUAUUCCCAUCUUCCUCAUUCUGAUGUUUUCGUUUUACUAUUCUUAGUCAGAACUACGUUAUAUUUCAUUUCUGAACAGUAUGCUGUUUUCUUCGGUUUAUUUGUGGAUAAUUUUGUGACCAUGACUCACCUUAUUGGGGUUUGUCAGUAGGAAACAUUUAAAUGGUGUCUUUAUUUCUUUAUAAACGAACUUCCGAUGCUUUUUUCUAUUUUUAUUUUCUAUAAUUUGCUAUACCGAGGGUUUUUCAAAAUUAACCUCAUGACAAACUGUUUUGUUAUAUGAUAUGGUCAUUUUAAUCACUAUCCCGUUAUCUUUUAGUUUGACCAAGAUCAUAUCACCGGUUAAUUUCAUUCGUAACUUCUUUCUAUUAAUUUAUAAAAAUUUUCUGAAGGUAGCUACUGGCGUAAUAAUAAUGUGCUUUUUUUCUA
Molecule: messenger RNA, 4415 nt
Organism: Schistosoma rodhaini
Lineage: Eukaryota; Metazoa; Platyhelminthes; Trematoda; Strigeidida; Schistosomatidae
Source: the annotation of a GenBank genome assembly